AUGAUUCAGACUUUUAUUGCAACCGCUUUGUUUUUUCUGCGUGUCUCACAUCUAAAUGACACUGAAUUAACAGGCUUGAUGUUCACGAGCCUGCUGCUCAUCUCACUGCACGCGGCAUUGGUGGCAGCUAUGCUGGACAUCAGUCUGGAUGAGCACUGGAAGCUGUGGAAGAAGACGCAUGGGAAAUGGUACCACAGCCAGCUGGAAGAGCUUCAUCGCCGAGGAGUGUGGGAAAAGAACCUGGUGCUCAUCACAAGGCACAACCUGGAAGCAUCAAUGGGCCUCCACAGCUACCAGCUCAGCAUGAACGUCCUUGGAGAUCUGACACUGGAUGAGAUCCGUCAGUCUUUCGCCACCUUGACUCCCCCCACCGACUUCCACAACCUGUCUUCGGAAUGGCCGCGCAGCCAAAUGGCUGCCGUUCCCGACUCUGUAGACUGGAGGGACCAAGGACGCGUCACAAGUGUCAAGAUGCAGGGUUCGUGUGGUUCUUGCUGGGCCUUCAGUGCGGUGGGGGCUCUAGAGGGCCAGCUGGCCAGGGUCACGGGCCACCUGGUGGACCUGAGCCCCCAGAACCUCGUGGACUGCUCAGGCAAGUACGGCAACCGCGGCUGCUACGGCGGCUUCAUCAAGGCGGCCUUCCGCUACGUCAUCGACAACGGAGGCAUCGACUCGGAAAAAAGCUACCCGUAUACGGGCCAGGUGAGGAUCGCGCCCUCUUGGGGUGCUUCGUUCGGCGACGGCGGCUACAUCCGGAUGGCUCGCAACAAAAACAACCAGUGCGGCAUCGCUCUGUUCGCCAGCUAUCCUGUCAUGUAGUUCACAACGCACUCACAGAAAGUAAAAAACAUCAAUUAAUAAUAAUAAUUGUGAUUAUUAUUAUUGUUGUUAUUAUUAUUAAUAUACUGUAGGUUUAGGGUUUUAAAGAACGAUUUCAAAGAAGCGUUAAGGUUUCAAUGUGAGUCUGCUUCAACGUGGGUAGAGUUUCAAAGUAGGGUUAGGGUUUCAAUGUAUGGUAUCAAACAAGGGUUAGUGUUUCAAAUUCGGCUUUCAGAGUAGGUUUGCGGUUUCACAUUAGGGAUUCAAAUUAAGGUUAGGGUUUCAAAUUAGGGUUUAAAACUCAGGUUCGAUUUCUAAAAAGGGUUUCAAACUAGGGUUAGGGUUUCAAAUUAGGGUGUCAAACUAUGGUUAGGGUUUCAAUGUAGGAUUUCAAACGAAGGUUAGGAUUUCAAAUUAGGGCUUCAAAUGCUGUGCAUCUUAUUUGGGGAAUUGUGUGAGUGAACAUUUAGCAUUUGUAAUGGGAGCAAUGGGAACCUGUUUUGUUGAAUCUGUAUAGGGAAUGAAAGGGGAAAAUG
Molecule: messenger RNA, 1355 nt
Organism: Hippocampus comes (tiger tail seahorse)
Lineage: Eukaryota; Metazoa; Chordata; Actinopteri; Syngnathiformes; Syngnathidae
Product: cathepsin S-like
Exons: 6
Coding region: 1-819 (272 amino acids)
Biological process (GO): proteolysis
Molecular function (GO): cysteine-type peptidase activity
Source: RefSeq, a predicted model, not a curated record